This is a messenger RNA of Esox lucius (northern pike), 1434 nucleotides long. RefSeq names its product cyclin-dependent kinase inhibitor 3 (gene cdkn3). Gene Ontology annotation, biological process: protein dephosphorylation. Bases 86 to 736 code for a protein of 216 amino acids. The transcript has 7 exons. The record is from RefSeq and is a predicted model, not a curated record. Gene Ontology annotation, cellular component: nucleus. Gene Ontology annotation, molecular function: protein tyrosine phosphatase activity. NCBI's taxonomy places the organism in Eukaryota, Metazoa, Chordata, Actinopteri, Esociformes, Esocidae.
AGUGUGUUUUUAAAUCGUAGCGAGCUGGAUUGCUGGUUUACAGGAGAGAGGCAGUAGCUGUCAACGUUGUCUUGAACAGAAAUUCAUGGUGUAUUUGCCAGUGGCAAUGAGGACCAGUGAGUUUGAUUCAUCCUCAGACGAAGAGGAGGUUGGCGAAGACCAGCUUACACCAUUCCAGAUCUCUUGGUUGCCUUUAUCCAUAGUGGAUUGCUCCCAGUUUCUUGGAAUAUGUCCUUUGCCUGGAUGCAAAUUCAAAGAUGUCAGAAGAAAUCUGCAAAGAGAUAUCGGGGAGCUGCAGAAACACGGUGUGCAGGACGUGUUCGUGUUCUGCACCAGAGGGGAGCUCCACAAGUACCGCGUCCCUGGCCUGCUGGAGACGUACCGACAGCAGGGCCUCGUGGUGCACCACCUGCCUUUUCCUGACGGAGGCACCCCCGAGCUGGACCAGUGCUGCCAGAUACUGGAGGGACUUCAAGCCAACCUGCAGAACAACAGGACUACGGUCAUCCAUUGUUACGGGGGCUUGGGUCGCUCCGGACUAAUGGCUGCCUGUCUGCUGCUUCAGUUAUCAGUUUCCAUGACUCCCAACAAAGCUAUUGAGAUCCUCCGAGAGCACAGAGGGGGCGGAGCCAUACAAACUGUCAAGCAAUACAAUUUCUUGCACGAGUUCCGGGAAAAAUACUCUGCCUACCAAGAAACCAAAGUCAUCUCGACCGAGCGAUCUGUUUCGCGGUGAUUUUGUUUAAUCCCUCUUGAAAAGAUUUAUAUUACUUUGAAAUAACACAUUAGUUAAAAGCAUAGAAAAAUUAUCAUUAUGUCAAGAAAAGAUGGUUUGACAGCAUUUAUUGUAUGAUAAUGUGAGAUCAUUUGUUCUCUUUUAGCACUUUACAAGAAUGUUUUGCAAUUUAAGUAUUCCAAAUGUGUAACAAAAUGUGAAAAAACAAAACACAUUUCAGGGAUUAUAUUGCUGUGCUCUUAUCAGCUUUACAUAUUUGGAUUUAUGAAUGUCGCUACCUGAUAUGGAGUGUAUAUUGGUUUGGUCAACUCAGUGUUUAUAUUCCAUGAGACUGUGGUUUGAGCUCCAACUUUGUACAACCUUAGCUGCCUAACGCAUUUACAGACUGUCCAAUUCAAAUAUUGUGCCACACCGGCCUUUUAUUCAAUUAAAUACCAUCUUAAAUUGGCUGACUGGCUGAAUAUGGCCUAACUGGUCAGUCAGUUGUAAGGGGUAGGUUCAUUUGCAUUCAUAAAGUUUUCUUGAAGUGAGCAAGCCACUGCCACUUACUCCCUUGUUUUAUAGGUUGGAUCAACUGGCAGUAAAUGACUUGGAGCCACACAUUAUUUCUAAAAAGUAAUUCUGCAAUUUAGAAAUUUUAAAGAAAUCCAUGUUUUGGUAAAAAAAAAAAAAAAAAAAAGACUACUCUAGCAAAUGUA